GUCCCGGCCCUGCCGCGCUAGGCUCACAAAGGCAGGCACAGACUGCAACCCUGCUCAGUGCUCUGGGCGCUUCAGGCUGGCUUGGGUCCUGCUGCUCCAACCCCAAGGGCCCUGGAGCGCUCCCUGAUACCUCCAUCACUCACCAUGGCCAGCCAGUUCUGCCUUCCUGAAUCCCCAUGCCUCUCGCCCCUGAAACCCUUGAAGCCACAUUUCGGAGACAUCCAAGUGGGCAUCUACGUGGCGAUCCAGCGCAGUGACAAGCGGAUCCACCUCGCUGUGGUAACGGAGAUCAACAGAGAAAACUAUUGGGUCACGGUAGAGUGGGUGGAGAAAGCAGUCAAAAAAGGCAAGAAGAUUGACCUGGAGACCAUACUCCUGCUGAAUCCAGCUCUGGACUCUGCUGAACACCCCAUGCCGCCCCCGCCCUUAUCCCCCUUGGCUCCGGCGCCCUCUUCGGCCAUCAGGGACCAGCGUACCGCCACGAAAUGGGUUGUGAUGAUCCCCCAGAAAAACAAAACAGCCUCUGGGGACAGCCUGGACGUGAGGAUCCCCAGCAAACCUUGUCUGAUGAAGCAGAAAAAGUCUCCUUGCCUCUGGGAAAUCCAGAAACUGCAGAAGCAGCGGGAAAAGCGCAGGCGGCUGCAGCAGGAGAUCCGAGCUAGACGUGCCCUCGAUGUCAACAUCAGAAACCCCAACUACGAAAUCAUGCACAUGAUCGAAGAGUAUCGCAGGCACCUGGACAGCAGCAAGAUUUCAGUCCUGGAGCCCCCGCAAGAACAUCGCAUCUGCGUCUGCGUGAGGAAGCGGCCUCUCAACCAGCGAGAGACAACCUUGAAGGACCUGGAUAUCAUCACCGUCCCCUCGGACAAUGUGGUUAUGGUGCAUGAGUCCAAGCAAAAGGUGGACCUCACUCGCUACCUGCAGAACCAGACCUUCUGCUUCGACCAUGCCUUCGACGACAAAGCCUCCAACGAGUUGGUGUACCAGUUCACCGCCCAGCCACUGGUGGAGUCCAUCUUCCGCAAGGGCAUGGCCACCUGCUUUGCCUAUGGGCAGACGGGAAGUGGGAAGACGUACACCAUGGGUGGAGACUUUUCAGGAAGGGCCCAAGAUUGUUCUAAGGGCAUUUAUGCUCUGGUGGCACAGGAUGUCUUUCUCCUGCUCAGAAACUCCACAUAUGAGAAGCUGGACCUCAAAGUCUAUGGGACAUUUUUUGAGAUUUAUGGGGGCAAGGUGUAUGAUUUGUUGAACUGGAAGAAGAAACUGCAAGUCCUUGAGGAUGGCAAUCAGCAAAUCCAAGUGGUCGGGCUGCAGGAGAAAGAGGUGUGUUGUGUGGAGGAAGUGCUGAACCUGGUGGAAAUAGGGAAUAGCUGUCGGACUUCCAGGCAAACAUCUGUCAACGCUAACUCAUCCAGGAGCCAUGCAGUGUUCCAGAUCAUCUUGAAGUCAGGAGGGAUAUUGCAUGGCAAGUUUUCCCUCGUUGAUUUAGCUGGGAAUGAAAGGGGAGCAGAUACGACCAAGGCCAGCCGGAAAAGGCAGCUGGAAGGGGCAGAGAUUAACAAGAGUCUUCUAGCCCUCAAAGAAUGUAUUCUAGCUUUGGGUCAGAACAAGCCUCACACCCCAUUCAGAGCCAGCAAACUCACACAGGUGCUCCGGGACUCCUUUAUAGGCCAGAACUCCUCCACUUGCAUGAUCGCUACUAUCUCUCCAGGAAUGACCUCUUGUGAAAACACUCUCAACACUUUAAGAUAUGCAAACAGAGUAAAAAAAUUAAAUGUAGAUGUAAGGCCAUACCAUCGUGGCCUCUAUCCGAUUGGAUAUGAGACACCAAGGAUGUUAAAAAGUCACAUCGGAAAUUCAGAAAUGUCCCUUCAGAGGGAUGAAUUUAUUAAAAUACCUUAUGUACAGUGUGAGGGGCAGCACAAAGAGAUUGAAGAGGUUGAAACAUUACCCAUUCCGUUAGGGAAGGAUACCACAACUUCAGGGAAGGGAUCUAGCCAAUGGUUGGAAAAUAUCCAGGAGAGAGCUGGUGGAGUAAACCAUGAUAUUGAUUUUUGCGUUGCCCGGUCUUUGUCCAUUUUGGAGCAGAAAAUUGAUGUUCUGACCGAGAUCCAAAAGAAACUGAAAUUAUUACGAGCUGACCUCCACAUGAAGAGCAAGGUAGAGUGAAGCCAAUGGCGAGAGAUCAGGUCCGAAAUGCUGCAUUGCUGCAGUUUCCACCACUCUUAUACAGGAAAACUGUCCAAAUUAUCUACAUAUAAAGAUCCUCCUGAAAAGCUUAAAACAUCUUAAAAUACGGUGGUGGGAAACACGCUCUUUCUUCUA
This is a messenger RNA of Pongo pygmaeus (Bornean orangutan), 2325 nucleotides long. It is a transcript of the gene KIF2B, whose product is annotated as kinesin family member 2B. The transcript has a single exon. Gene Ontology annotation, molecular function: microtubule binding; microtubule motor activity; ATP binding. NCBI's taxonomy places the organism in Eukaryota, Metazoa, Chordata, Mammalia, Primates, Hominidae. Gene Ontology annotation, cellular component: microtubule. The record is from RefSeq and is a predicted model, not a curated record. Gene Ontology annotation, biological process: microtubule depolymerization; microtubule-based movement. The coding region runs from base 145 to 2169 and encodes 674 amino acids.